Messenger RNA from Microplitis demolitor, 1896 nucleotides. RefSeq lists its product as uncharacterized. Bases 1 to 711 code for a protein of 236 amino acids. The transcript has a single exon. The record is from RefSeq and is a predicted model, not a curated record. Lineage: Eukaryota; Metazoa; Arthropoda; Insecta; Hymenoptera; Braconidae.
AUGAGCGAACGUGUAAGAUAUCAGUCAACAUUUGUGCGAGAUAAUUUAGUUAUGUCCCAUACAAACACCUCUGAGAUGUAUUAUGAUUGUUUGCAAUGCACCGAGCAUUGUCGGCAUGCUAGUAACACAAUAACUGAUAACAUUAAUGUCAAUAUAAAUGAUAACAAUAGUAAUACCCUAAAACGCGGAAUGUCAUCGGCAGAAAUAAACCCAAAUUUUGUUAUGAAUUACAAAAACAAUUGUCAGUCAUACUAUUCAUCAGAUUUAUAUGACAGCACACGUAAUAGUAAAAUGUGCAGUCAGAUACAGUGCGUGACAACACCCGCAAGGAAGCGAUCAUCACUGGCACGACCCGUACGUAUUCACGAUUUAUCAGCUCACAAAAAUGUACCAGCAGAGUUGACUGAAUUUUCAAUUGACGAGCGGUCUAAUCCCGGGGAGACGGCCUAUUACACCGGCGGGUUACCAUUCGAUGACCACUCGGGCAGCGAAGACGCCUGGCCAAUUCGUCUUCGUCUUGAAGAAAUUCUCGAGCUUACUUUGUCUAGAAGUAAAAAGUCUAAGAGGAUGAAAACACGGAAACGAAAGAAGGUUACGCUGACAAGUAAGCACACACACUUCAAAGAUACCGAGAGACUUCUCAAGGUACUUAGCAUUAAUAAUGUGGACCAAGAUUGUAGGUACAAUGUUAAACGUUGUUCUAUCAUGUAGUGUGUUGUUAUUAUUAUUAUUAUUAUUAUUAUAUUUAUAUUAUUUUAACAAAGACGGCUUACCUAAAAAUACUAAAUACUUAUUAUUAGUACAACAUAAAAUUAUUAUUUUAAAAAUAAGACGUUAAUAGAUUUGAUAGCAAAGUAAUAAUCCUGUUGGGCUUCCCGCCAACACGCUCUUCCUCAACUCUAGCUGGUGUCUCAAUUAAAUGUAAUUCGUGUAACGCAUUUCGAUCUUUUUCCUGUAAGAACUUUAGUUUUAUUUUUUAAGUCUCUUUAAAUUAAAAGUAUAUUUAAUAAUUUAAUAAUAAUCACAUUUUAUUAAUUAUUUAAAUGAUAUUUUUAUUUUAGUAACGACUUUUUAUUUAUUUUUCAACCUCUUACACAAUAAGAAUUUCAGACGAAUUUAAAAAAAAUAAUUAUAGAGGUUUUUGUGGUACUUGAAGGUGUUUAUUGUGUAUUUUACAACAUACCUAUUAUAUAAAACCAGCCUAAAAUAAAAGCCGUCCUUUCAUAUACUUGCCUGAAAGUCAUGAAAACAUAAUUAUUUAUUUAAAUAUUUAAAAAAAACAUAAAAAAUAAAUUUUUAUCGAGCAUUUCUUUAAUCAUAAAUUUUCAUCAUUAAAAUUAUAAUAUUAUAUAUUAAUAAUAUAUAUUAAUGAGUAUACAUAAAAUAAGAUUACCUGGAAACUGGAUUUGUCUAUAACUUAUUAAUUAUUACUAUCCGUUGCGUGUAAUAAUUAUCGAUUGCCUGUAACAAAUUAUUUAUAAUGCAUUUAAAAUUAUACAGAUACCCAUUGUCCUGUCGUACUAUUUUAUUUUUAUAAUUUUUUCACUCCGAAUAACCCAUUGUGGCCAUGAGAGAAAGAUCGUAAUUGCGAGUUAUUUAUAAAUAAAUUAUUACAAAGUUAUAUUAAACUAGUUUCGUUUUUAUGCAUCGGUUUUGGUGACAUGUAUAUUGUACAUGUUGGACUUUUAUGGACAGCGUAGUGCGUGGUCCAUGAUUACGUUAUUAGUACCAACGAGAAACAAACCAUAGGGUGUAAAUCCGUCAUAACGCAGUACUUUAAAUGUAUGCAUAUCAGAUUAUUUAUUGAAAUAAAUUUUUUAAUGAAAGAUAUUACACUGAGUAUUAAUUACUUUCAGAAUAUGACACGGAAAUUUUAUUUUUACAUGUUACUACUAU